CAUCAUUAAGACCCAAACGCAACACAAUCAUACAAUUUUUUAUUCACAGUUCUAGUGCUCGGAGGCAAGGAGGCCCCGAGAUUUGCUCUCUCUCUCUCUCUGUCUCUCAAAAAACCAGUAAUGGGCUUCCUCUCGUUCCUCGGAAGGGUCUUCUUCGCCUCGCUCUUCAUCCUCUCCGCUUGGCAAAUGUUCAAUGAUUUUGGUACUGAUGGUGGGCCUGCAGCAAAGGAAUUAGCUCCCAAGUUAGCUGUUCUCCAGAAAUUUCUAACUUCUAAGUUGGGGCAAAGUGCGUUGAAGAUUGAUGUUAGGCAUUUUGUUGCAGCCUCUAUUUUUCUAAAAGGGUUUGGUGGCUUUCUUUUUAUAUUUGGCAGUUCCCUUGGUGCUUACCUACUGCUGUACCACUUGGCAUAUACCACUCCACUUCUGUAUGACUUCUACAACUAUAAUUAUGGCGGACCAGAAUUUUUUUCACUCCUAGAGGAGUUCUUGCAGUGCAUAGCACUUUUUGGUGCAUUGCUCUUUUUCCUUGGGAUGAAGAACUCAAUUCCAAGGAAACAGCUCAAAAAGAAGACCCCCAAAACCAAGACAGUUUAGAUAUAUGGAAGAAACGAUAGUUGAAGGUUGGUUUGUUAGGGUAGCGUUUAAAUUUCGGGAUGCGAAGUGGCUGCCAUGCAGCUUCAGCUUUGCAUUGUAGAGACCUCUUUCUGAAGUUAUUUAGCCCGGGAUUUAUUGCUGUAAUUGUCUUUUGUUUUCCUUCAUUUUUUGACCAGACGAAUUGUUAAUGGUUCUGCCCUUGUUCCAGGGUGAGUUAUUGUUACUUCAGCAGGGAACAUAGAUUUUCAAAUUUAUUUCCUCUUUUUCGCUUUCCCAAA
Camellia sinensis is the source of this 872-nucleotide messenger RNA. RefSeq lists its product as uncharacterized. The record is from RefSeq and is a predicted model, not a curated record. NCBI's taxonomy places the organism in Eukaryota, Viridiplantae, Streptophyta, Magnoliopsida, Ericales, Theaceae.